AGUGAGGCAUUUUUCUGAAAACCAAUGCUACUCGUAAAACCUUCUUACCACCGAAGACAAUUUUACAGAAAGAGAGGGCAGCCAUUUUAUUCUAGAGAGAGAGAGAGGGGGGCAGUCAUUUUCUUCUCUAUUUGUGUGGUUUAGAGUUGCAGGGACCUGAAAACAUCGAAUGGGUGCUGAGAACGGUGGUGGGUUCCGGUCAAAAAUGGAGUACUAUCUCUACAGCGGUGAUAAGAAGCAUGUAUUUGCAGGCAUCGCCAUUAUAGGAGUGGUAUUUGGAAUUCCUUGGGUUCUCAUGAAUCGAGGAACAAAGCAUCAAUCUCAUCAAGAUUACUUGGAAAGGGCAGAUAAAGCGCGGAGUGAGAGGCUUUCUUCAAGUUCACCUUCAAUUUAAUGAUGGAUAGUCUGGAAACUUUAUGUACCUUAUGUUUCAUGGGGCUCAAUCAGUCGUCGUCUCUGUUGGAUGUUUUAUUUUCCCUUGAAGAUUCUGUAUACUUCAGUUUUCCUUGGAGAUUUUGUUUUUAGGAGAGUAUUUUAGGUAGAAUAUCCGAACCGAUAUGUCUCACAUUAGGCUCCAAUUAGGAUUUGGGCUAUACCCAUGGGUGUUUCCUUUAAGCUACCCUUUCUUGAGAUGUUGGAUGUGAUAAUAGACCAUAGCCCUAGCUAUUUCCUUUAAGCUACCAACUCUUGGUAUGUUGGAUAUGACAAUUUGCUUGAACCUUUUUCACAAAUAGAGGAAUUAAUCAUAUCUGU
Molecule: messenger RNA, 753 nt
Organism: Amborella trichopoda
Lineage: Eukaryota; Viridiplantae; Streptophyta; Magnoliopsida; Amborellales; Amborellaceae
Source: RefSeq, a predicted model, not a curated record